Panicum hallii is the source of this 1087-nucleotide messenger RNA. RefSeq lists its product as uncharacterized. The record is from RefSeq and is a predicted model, not a curated record. Lineage: Eukaryota; Viridiplantae; Streptophyta; Magnoliopsida; Poales; Poaceae. The transcript has a single exon. Bases 253 to 876 code for a protein of 207 amino acids.
CAUUUUGCUUGUCCUCUUCCAUGCAUGCGCCGCACCAACCCUGGCGCUCCACCCUGGCCUGCGCGCCUGCCGCGGCGUCGUAUCGUAUACAUAUCGCCCGCCUCGCCUCCUCCCGCUGGUCUCACUGGCCUCCGGGGCGUCGGCAUCGGCAGCGUCUUGUCCCCUCCUCCUGUUUGUCUCCUCCUGUGGUCUCCUGAUCCCCGGCCUACCUCUCCCUGAUCUCCGACGGAGUGGGUUGGUUGGCGCGCGGGCAUGGGGAACGCGCCGUCGUGCAUACCGCUGGCGCCCGCGGGCCGCGGCGGUGGCUGCGCGUCGUCGUCGGCUGCGGCGACCAAGGUGAUCCACGCGGACGGCACGGUGACGCGGCUGGCGCGCCCGGUGCGCGCGUCGGAGCUCAUGCUCGACCACCCGGGCCAGUUCGUCUGCGACUCCGGCCGCCUCGCCGUCGGCUGCCGCGUCCCCGGCGUGGGCGCCGACGAGAUCCUCCGGCCGCGCCACGCCUACUUCCUCCUGCCCAUGGACAUGCUCUACUCCGUGCUCACAGACGAGGAGAUGGCCGCGCUCUCCGGGUGCCACGUCGCCACGGCCGCCGCCUCGGCCUGGAAGAGGAUCACCUUCACCGCCGCCGCCCACCGGGGCGCCCGCGACCGGCGGAGCGCGGCCGCGGGCCCGGCGAAGGACGGAUGCGGCAGCGAUGGCGCCAGGGUCUACCCGAUGCUCGGCCUGCUCGAGUCCGGCGAUCUCGGCGCGGAUAAUAAUAAACCGGAAUCACGCGCCGGCGCCGGAGCCAGCAAGUCGGGCGGCGGCGGCGGCGCCGGGCUGAGGCGGCACCGGUCGUGGCAGCCGAUACUGGACACCAUCGAGGAGGUCCCGUGACGCGGCGGGCGGCGGGUUGACCGGCCGGCCGGGCGCCGCAGGAGUGAGCAGCUUUGGUUUCGCUGGUGUUAGGCGGGCGGCAGCUAGCUUGAGCUGGCGCCCGAGUGUACAGUAGCUAGCUUCCAGCUAUUCUUCUUCUCUUUGCCUUUUCCAUUUUUGUAAAGCCAUUUUUUUGUCUACACACACGCACCACUGGCAAAUUGAUUCUCAA